Messenger RNA from Dissoconium aciculare CBS 342.82, 1206 nucleotides. RefSeq lists its product as uncharacterized. The transcript has 2 exons. Bases 1 to 1206 code for a protein of 401 amino acids. The record is from RefSeq and is a predicted model, not a curated record. Gene Ontology annotation, cellular component: GPI-anchor transamidase complex. Gene Ontology annotation, molecular function: GPI-anchor transamidase activity. Lineage: Eukaryota; Fungi; Ascomycota; Dothideomycetes; Mycosphaerellales; Dissoconiaceae. Gene Ontology annotation, biological process: proteolysis; protein localization to cell surface; attachment of GPI anchor to protein.
AUGCAUUAUCGACAGCUUCUGUCCGCAACCAUUUGCGCGCUGUUGGCAACCUGCAAUGCGGUCGGCGCAACACAUACCUCGAAUUGGGCAGUCCUGGUCAGCACAUCGCGAUUCUGGUUCAACUACCGUCAUCUAGCAAACACCUUGAGCUUGUAUCGAACUGUCAAGCGUCUCGGAAUUCCGGACAGCCAGAUCAUCCUUAUGCUGCCAGAUGACAUGGCAUGCAAUCCACGGAACGCGUUUCCUGGGAGUGUCUUCAAUGACAAAAGCCGGCAGUUGGAUGUGUACGACGACAAGGGGACGAGCGAGAACUUGGCUGGAAUGGGCGGUAUAGAGGUGGAUUACCGAGGAAACGAAGUCACUGUAGAGAACUUCAUACGACUCCUGACAGAUCGCUGGCCUGCUUCACAUCCUACAUCAAAACGACUCAUGACCGAUGACCGAUCGAAUAUCCUUAUUUACAUGACUGGUCAUGGCGGCAACGAAUUUUUGAAAUUUCAGGAUGCUGAGGAGAUCAGCUCUUUCGACUUGGCAGACGCCUUUGCGCAAAUGUGGGAGAAGAAACGAUAUCACGAGCUGCUGUUCAUGAUUGAUACCUGUCAGGCAAACACCAUGUACACAGCUUUCUAUACGCCAAACAUCAUCGCCACCGGGAGCAGCGCGAAGGACCAGAGCAGCUACAGUCACCACGCGGAUCAGGAUGUAGGCGUGGCCGUAAUCGACCGAUGGACCUAUUACAACCUCGAAUUUCUCGAAACAAAACUGAACAGCACUUCUGCGGAUGUUCGACUAGGCGAGCUCUUCGAUUUCUACACUUUCGAUCGAGUGCACAGUGAUGCCGGAAUUCGCUACGACCUCUUUCCUGGUGGUGAACAGGCAGCGCGAGACAGACGCGUGCUGGACUUCUUCGGCAGCGUACAGAGUGUCGAAGUGGACACGUCGCAGAGCGAAAGUGAUUGGAAGGAAGAUCUGAAGGCUCUAGGACGAAUUCUGGAGAGGCAAGAGGCGGAAAUGGAGGAAUCGAAUGACACGACAAUUGUUGAGGAGAAACCCCGAUGGAAAACCAAACGGCGUGCAUCUGAAGCUCCCCUGCUCGACAUGGCUCAGCACAAGGAUGACUUUAUACAGAAGAUCAUUGGGCUUGUCUCGCUGGUCAUGCUCGCCGUAGCUUGGCUGGCUUCCACUCGAUUAGGAAGAAGUCCUUGA